GCUACUACAACAACUAGCUCUACUACUCCACCAACUACUACUUCCACGACUACAGUGGCGCCCAACAGUACGACACCGGUAACAACAAGUUCUAGUACUACGACCACAAGCACCACGCAGAAACCACAUUCCAACAGAAGAAAACGCCAAGUGCCGUUGGCCCUCGGCGGAGGGGACAUCCUGGCCAGUGUAAAUCCACUGUUGCUCAACAUGACCGAUAUGCGAAGUAUCAUCAUCGACGGCGAGCGGAUACCGGAUCAUCUUCUGCAGCAGGACGAUUCGGAUGACCACGGCCACGUACACGACGGAUCAUCGGUGGUAAGUCGCAUCGUUAAAAAGGCCGAUCCCAGCUUCAACAUCGAAGACUCCCGGCAGCCGUUCGUUUGCGGUAACAGCUCGAUGAUCCCACCGGAUCCGAAGAAAACCUACGGGCAUUUCGUGCGGAAGGUCACCGUGCAGAAUCCGAUCAGUAAAAUGAACGUUUCCGGACCGCAGUGGGUUCAGCAGGGUGCACCGGCCAACCUAACGUUCCAGUGCUCGGGCACACCACCGUUCAGCUUCUGCUACAAUGUAAUUUACGGGCAAUACAACAUCACACAGAACGAGACUUGCCGAAACAGUUGGCAGAUAAGCGAAGAUAGCUGCAAGUUCCGGUACACCUCGUGGGUCUUCCAUAAGGAGCAGCAGUCGCUGAUUAUCUUCAUGAAGAAUAGGAUCUCCGAACAGAUCGUUCAGGUCGGGCUACAGAUCUACGAAAAUCAACCGAAAUCGCAGCUGUCGGUCAUCGUGGUCCCGAUCGGGUUCUGCCUGCUGGCGGUGAUCCUGGUGGUGUUCGGAGUGGCCUACUACAUCCAGAACCGGGAACGGUUCAUCGUGGAGGUGGCCGAUUUCAACUUUGGCGACACCAGCUCCCUGGACGACGACAUGGAGUACAAAACGUUCCGGCAGCGGCUGGUGGACAGCUUGCGUAACACGAUCCAGUUGCCUCGGUUCCGGCUGGGGUCCAGCGGGGCCAGCCACGAUGGCGAUGACAUGUCGCCGUCGGCCGUUGGCGAGAGUUCCCUGCGGUACGGCGCCAUGACCUAGGUACCGUGUUCCCGGAUGGGUUUGUAUUGUAUUAUUUUACUUUGAGGAAUUCGUGUGUACGGAGUUGAGUUGAGAGCUUUUGUUUAGUAGAUGCUCAACGCAAGGCGCGACGGAGCCUGUUUCGUGUUUGAAGUGUGGAGAGUUUUCUUGUAGUAACGGGACACCGAUAAUGUUUGGAACAUGCAGAACAAUCAGUGAGUCAUUUAUAGUGAAGUGCGUAUCACAGAUUUGCGAUCAGUCUAUUCAUCGAAGAUUAUGCAGGAAAUCAGUAUAGACAUCAAUGUACCAAAAAUCUACUUAAGAAAGUAUUUAAAAUUAAAAAAAAACAUGAGGAGGCCAGUAUUACAAUUUUUCAGAAGCAUCUAGAUCAGUCAAUUUUCAAACCUUAUUUUUCGAAAUAACAGCGUAAGAAGUGCAACAAAAUUGUACUAAUUCGUAUCAGUUUCCACGGGUAGGAAGAUCAUAAGUGCUUACGCAUAACUAUUAUAGAUCAAUUAUUUGCAAAUAUACUCGUCUUAAUUUUUCAAAUUUACCUCCAAGACAAGAAGAAUUAAAAAAAAAGCUAUUGAAUUCUGUUUGAUCUUGUACUUCUCCUUUCCCGCCAAGCUUCACUCAAAGACGUACUAGUGUGACUCAUACGGUGGAAUAACUCUAGUACUGAAUUUGGUACCCAAGUUUGACAUUUUCCAGGAAUACAUCUAGAGAUGCCACGAGGAAGACCUUCAGGUAUUCCUCUAGGAUUUCCUCAAAAAAAGCUCCCGUGAUUCUUCUAGUUGUGGAGUACCUACGGUGAUUCAGUCAAGAAUGUUCGCAGAGAUUGCUUCCAAAAUUUAUU
Aedes aegypti (yellow fever mosquito) is the source of this 1921-nucleotide messenger RNA. RefSeq lists its product as uncharacterized. The transcript has 6 exons. The coding region runs from base 211 to 1086 and encodes 291 amino acids. Lineage: Eukaryota; Metazoa; Arthropoda; Insecta; Diptera; Culicidae. The record is from RefSeq and is a predicted model, not a curated record.